AAGGAUGCAGGCUGAGGGUGUCGCAACUGUUUCGGCCGGAGAGAAAGAAUUCUCUCUCCUAGCGUAAAACCUAGUGGAAGGCUCGUUUGUGUCUUUGGUUCCAGCACUACCGACAUCACCUUAUUGAAAAUCAGGGAUACUAUCGUGGGGAGCUCUGGUUAUAAUAUCUAUUAAACACAUAUUGGGCUUACCGCGCGAGGUAGUUCCAGUUUGAAUAGGAACAUAUCUAACCCCAAGGCACGAAGAUAGUAGCUUGGACGGAUCGAACAAUGGCUGCCGCAAUAGACGCGCAAGUUACGGUCAAAUCUUCACAACCCCGUGGGGAGGGGAGUGGACAAAUGUACGACCCAAUCGCCGUUAGCCCGUCCUCCGCUGUUGAGGAUGAGAGAGGCGCGGGCAACGACAAUGAUUCAAUGCCCAAUGAUCCGCUUAAGGACAUGAAAAACUUGCCAGGAUCUCUCGAUGGGACUGUUAUGUAUAAUUGGAUGAAAGAUAUGAACACUCGAAUUGCUUCUCUUGAGAGGGCAGAGAAUGAGAAGGAUGACGAGACAGACGAUGAAGCUGCCGAUAAGAAGAUGGAAGAUGGGUUCUAUGACAUGUUUCACACUGUGCCCGAAGUUCGAGAGUGUGAUUGGGAACACUUCAAAAACAAAUAUUCCGAUGAAGAAUGCAACUAUAGCAUUGACAUAUAUAUGUUGCCUGAGGAUCGAGCAGCGGAGGUAGAGGCCGAGCACAUCGCUCGACUCCCCCCAGAAACGAGAUUGAACUACAUGAGGUCACCACGUUUGCUGCGCCGGAUCAUGAAGGCCAACGAAGACAAGUGGAAGCCCGGUAUUAACCGCGUUCGUAUCAACUCGGGUAUCAUCUUAGCCUAUCUUGACAAAACCAACGUUCAAAGCUCUUGGUCAACCCUGCCUCAUACUUUUAUGGCACCAUUCAAGACUUUUAUUCACUUUCAUAGCGCGAUGGAAGCAGAUCUUCGUGUCUUGGAAGAAAAGUAUGGCCCGAACAGUGGUGCGAAGCUAGAAAAACCGCCAGAGACGACAGGAGAGGAUAACGAUCGAGUAUUGACAGGGAACGACACUGCUGCUAAAUCCCAAGGUGUGGGUAUUGCAUCAUUUACUGAAGAUGAGGACAAGAGUCAGCCGAUCAACCCCCAACAAGUGCCUGUACCUCCGAUCGAGAGGCAUGAGAGCUAUUUGAAAAGACAUGAGAUAAUGGCUCUCAUGGACAGUGAACAAGCUUACAAGGAUAUGAAGCUAUACGUGAACUUUAUAAAUGAGAGGAUCAUGCCAACAUAUAGAAUGUUUGAACAGGCCGAUUACAGCACCAAUAUGAAAGUACGGUAUGACGAGCUCUGGUCUUUGUUUCGAAUUGGAGAGCUAGUGUAUCAACGGGCAAACCCGAAGACUGAGUCUUCGGUGAACAACGCACAGGGGCCACAAGCGGCAGCUACAACCCAUCGGCUAUGGCGUCUCUAUUUUAUAUCCCAGCAAGCUCCAACGUGGAAGGUGAAUCAGAUGGAAUCUGUUGAUAAUGAUGAGGGGCUGGUUUCUGACGAUGCUGACAAGAAGAGGCAAGAUAACUUCAGCGCCUAUUCACUCGACUUUGAUGGAGAGAAAUACUCAGCCGUGAACAGAACCUUUUCAAUCCCCUAUUACGAAGGGGAGAAGGAGAUCCACGAGCUCCCCAUAUUCCCGCUGCGGUUUAUGAAGGAUGGGAACGCCAUCUUAGAAAAGUUGAAGCAGCGCGGAAAUACAUUUCGAGAGCUCUUGUCGAAAGGAAAAGUCGCUAUGGCAUAUGAUGGCUGGACCCUGAUUCAUGACCCAACUGGGGAUGUGAUGACGGACUCUGAGGGUGAUGAGAUGGCAACGCCAGAACAUAUCGACAGCGAUGUGAUUAUUGAUUUUCGCGAAGCUUUCCUCACAUUUCCUCACUGGGAACCCGAAUUUUCCACAUUUUCUAAGACGCCGAUUGAGACGAGGACCCUGCGGGAUCCAUUUACUACCAUUCAAUGGGCGGAUCCUGAACGAUCGAAACAAGUACACUGUUGGAGGGAAAUGGUUGUUGACAAAGAAUCCAUUGAUAAGAUUCGAUGGGGUGAAUUUGCGGAAACAGACAGUUACAUUUACGAGCGAUCAGAUGAUGUCAGCUCCCAGGUGAAGACUGACAUUGUUUUGUCGGACGAAGAUCUGGCACUUCUGCCUUCGCGUUUAUUCGCAUACGCCCUGCGUGACAGGAAGUUCGUCGUCAUAGACAUGGCACAUCUGAAAGCGAUACCAUCGCUUCUCAACCAGUUCAAUGACCUCAAAAUCCCCGAGAGACACAAAAAGAUGAUCUUGUCCAUCGUCUACGAGCACUUUGAGAAGAAAAAGGCUCGUCAAGCCGCUGCACGACAUGGCUUAGAGACUCACGAUCAGGACUUCAUCCGAGGCAAAGGAAGAGGCAUUGUGAUAUUGCUACAUGGCGCUCCUGGGGUUGGGAAAACCGCCACUGCUGAAGCUGUUGCUCACGCUCAGAGUAAACCGCUGUUCCCUAUUACGUGCGGAGACCUUGGGACUACCCCCGAAGUGGUAGAAGAAAGACUCCAAGAGACCUUUCGAUUGGCGAAUUUAUGGGACUGCAUUCUCCUCAUGGAUGAAGCCGAGAUAUUCCUAUCGCAGAGGCAAAAGAACGAUGAUAGUAUUUCGAGAAAUGCCAUGGUGUCAGUCUUUCUAAGGACUCUUGAGUACUACCCGGGCAUAUUGUUCCUUACUACCAAUCGGCCGGGCGCCUUGGACGAAGCUGUCAAGUCGCGCGUUCAUUUGAGCCUUAGGUACCCAGCAUUGGAGUUAUCCGAGACUAUCGCCAUUUUCCGGAUGAACCUCAAUCGACUGAAGGUCAUUGAAGAUGAGAGGGCAAGACUGAAUGGUGAGAAGGCGAUGGUGAUUAAGGAAGACGACAUACUGGCGUUCGCAUCGAAGCAUUUCCAUGAAGACGCUAGUGCAAGAUGGAAUGGCAGGCAGAUUCGCAACGCCUUCCAAAUCGCGGCGUCUCUAGCCCACUAUCAACGUCACAUUGACGGAAGUCAGCAGCAUUAUUAUAUCGGUAUGGAGCACUUCGAAGAUGUUGCUAAGGCGAGCAACGAGUAUGAUAGGUAUCGAAGGGAGCUGUUCAGUGGUAAGGACGACGAUGAGCUUGCACGGUCAAAAGAAGAUAGAGGCUAUUGGUCACCAGAUACCCCCGGCCAAGAAUCGCCGGGAUAUAUGCAGCAUUCGACCUACAGGGGUCCAACUUCCUAUGGUAGAUACUCUACUCCGCCGAGGAGAUAACCGGGAGGAUGGACAAAUGUACGAGGUGUACUUUGUUGUAUUGGUGGAUGGGCAUCGCAUCGUAAUAUUCUGAAAUGAGCCUAGUCACCAGCGAGCUCAGUAGUCAAGGCAUUAUGAUCCUAGGUAGCCAAGGUACGGGGAAGUGUUCAUAAUUAGCCUCACAAGGAUCUAAAGGCUGAGCCAAUUUGAGAACUGGAGAUGGUUUAGACGUCUGAUGGUGAAAACAGACGAAUUGAUUGUGGUGAUGAUGUGUCAGUCACAGUGCAGAUAAGAACCUAUUUUACUAUGCCAUUUCCCACAUACUUAGACUACCCAUGUAGGUACCUAUCUUAAGGUUGUGGGGGUGGGGCAUCGAAACAAUACUUACCUAAGGUAUGAGGUUAUUGAUUUGAUCUCUUAUCUUUCU
Xylaria bambusicola is the source of this 3717-nucleotide messenger RNA. RefSeq lists its product as uncharacterized. NCBI's taxonomy places the organism in Eukaryota, Fungi, Ascomycota, Sordariomycetes, Xylariales, Xylariaceae. The record is from RefSeq and is a predicted model, not a curated record. The transcript has 3 exons. Gene Ontology annotation, molecular function: protein binding; ATP binding; ATP hydrolysis activity. Bases 270 to 3311 code for a protein of 1013 amino acids.